AAUCUUAAAGCGGAACGAUAGGCUGGCUCACUCCUGUCCCCGGAACUUAACAGUGUGACAUCCAGCGGAAGUAAACAAUAUAGGCGCUGCUAACGUUUAGACAGUGUUACCGCGCAGAUACGUCUGUAAUUUAUGAUCGAAGAUGAUAAAUUGAUUUUAUGUUUUUCGAGUUGCUGCGUCGUGUUAAAUUAGGUCGCUGUAACCAUAGAAACCACUUAGACCUUUUCCAUUUUGUGCGAGAGUUCACCCCCUGCCGUUUCCGGUGCCGUUUCAAGCUAAGCUAGGGUAGUUAAUAUUUACUGUUUACAUCUGUUUAUGGUGUUAAAACCACGGCGUAGACUUUCAAAUAAGUACAGAAAAAAAUAAAAACAGUUAACGCUUAGCGUCAUGCUGCUGGCUGCUUUGCGACUUUAGUUCAACGCAUAGCUAGCUUUAGCUAAUUUUCUGUGAAAAUGGUGAAUGCUAAAUUGCCUUUAACAGCGUGUUUUGACAAUUACAAUAACGACUGUCUCUGACUGAGCGCGUAAAUAUCUCUGUGGCAAACAGCUCUGUGAAGAUUUAGGAAAAAGGGAAGGAAAGGAAAUAAAGAAACUAUCGUACAAAAUCAGACAGGCAAACAAAAACAAAGGAAUAAUUACAGACAACGAAAAACAUAAAGCAAAAAAAAAGAAGGUCUAAUACACUUGUGACUUGUGUUACAUAUUCGAAAAUGAGUGAGAGGAAGUAAAAACGUAACUUUUAUUUUGAAUACAGGAAAUAAGUAAGCACAAAUUAUGAUCAGCUGACUGAAACGUUGACAAAGCAAGUUGGCCGCCGGGUGGAGGAAGCAGGAGCCGUCGCUGACGGUCUCGGUCGGAUUCAAACAACUGAAACGUCCGAUGUUUCCGUCGCGGCUCGCUGUGAUUUCUCCUCUUCGUGUUGCUGCUCGGUGGUUUCCAGUUUGGCCAGUUUGAGCUGUGAUUCAUGUAAAAGGUGAACAAAAAGAGUCAGAAUGGACAUCCAGGACGAGAGGAGGAGGCUGCUGGAUGCGGAGGAUGGAGAUGAAGAUCCUACUGGACUCAUGUCGGAGCAGGAGGCUUACAUGAGUAAAGUGAAAAACAGGAAUUUGUACCUGGCGACGUUUGCGUCUGUUCUGGGUCCAAUGAGCUUCGGCUUCGUGUUGGGGUACAGCUCUCCUGCCAUCCCCGAACUCACCAACAUCCAUGACCCUCGGCUGCAGCUGGACGAUGACCAGGCGUCCUGGUUCGGGUCCAUAGUGACGGUGGGAGCGGCGGCCGGCGGCCUGCUGGGCGGCUGGAUGGUGGAGAAGAUCGGCAGGAAGCUCAGUCUGAUGUUCUGCUCGCUGCCGUUCGUCUUCGGCUUCACCAUCAUCAUCGCGGCGCAGAACGUGUGGAUGCUUUACGUCGGCAGGGUGCUGACCGGCCUCGCCAGCGGGGUCACGUCACUGGUCGUCCCGCUGUAUAUCUCUGAGAUGGCGCACGAGCGGGUACGAGGGACGUUAGGCUCCUGUGUGCAGCUCAUGGUGGUGUUCGGCAUCAUGGGAGUGUAUUUGGCAGGUCUCUAUCUGGACUGGCGCUGGCUGGCGAUCUGCAGCUCCAUCCCGCCCACGCUGCUGAUGGUCUGCAUGUGCUUCAUGCCAGAGACGCCGCGCUUCCUGCUGUCUCAGGGCAAGAGGCGGGAGGCCGAGGAGGCGCUGCGCUUCCUGCGAGGGCCGGACGCCCCCGUCGAGUGGGAGUGCGCCCGCAUCGAGGACGCCUGUGAGGAGCAGGGCUCCAGUUUCCAGAUGUCCGACCUGAAGGACCCGGGUGUCUACAAGCCCGUGCUGAUCGGCGUCAUGCUGAUGGUCUUUCAGCAGAUGACGGGGAUCAACGCCAUCAUGUUCUACGCCGAGAACAUAUUUGAGCAGGCACAUUUUAAGGACAGCGAUGUGGCGUCAGUGAUCGUGGGUCUGAUUCAGGUCAUCUUCACGGGAGUGGCAGCGGUGAUCAUGGACAAAGCUGGAAGAAAAGUCCUCCUCGUCAUCUCAGGUGUUGCCAUGGCGAUCAGCACCACAACCUUCGGGGUUUAUUUCUACCUUUUGGCCGAACAUCACAACACCACCUCGCUGAACGCCUCAGCGCUGGACGUCCAGAGCCCGGCUGCAGCGGGACCGCCUCCUGACCUGUUCUGGCUGGCUCUGGCCAGCAUGGCCGUCUUCAUCACAGGUUUUGCUCUCGGUUGGGGUCCGAUCCCGUGGCUGGUGAUGUCGGAGAUUUUUCCCUCCAAAGUGAGGGGCAUCGCCAGCGCUGUGUGCGUCCUCACCAACUGGACCAUGGCCUUCAUCGUCACCAAAACCUUCCAGGACAUGAUGAGUCUCAUGACCAGCGCCGGAACCUUCUGGCUCUUCGCCUCGAUGUGCAUCGCCAACGUCCUCUUCACCAUCGCCUUCAUCCCAGAAACAAAGGGAAAGACGCUGGAGCAGAUCGAAGCCAUUUUCAGGGGCACAUCAGGUCCAUGAAGCCCCUCCCCCACUCCACCUGCAAAAACACGUCAAAAACUGUAAAAAUCUCAGACCUCGUACCUCUGAACCGCCUGGUGCUCCAGACACCGUGUGGGCAUUUUAAAAAAUCUUUGUUGAGCCUGUAACGCUAUAAAGCUUUUUUAGUUUUUAUGACCAGAACAGUUGAAUCACUGGAGCGAAUCCUCCCUUCACGGCAGAAAUGUUCGGCUGUUGUUUAAACUGUUGAACAGAGGUGACGAUUCGACUGUAUGAUCUUUUUUGAGGAUGAAAUUUAUGGUGCUGUGGACCUGUGUUGCGAUCUGGAAGAUUUCGGUCCGGGUUUAUUUGGCGACAGCUGUAGAUCCUGGUGAUAACAGCAGAUGAGGUUUAACACUACAGGUCACAGAGCUGUGGGGCAGCAAAAUAUACUUGUUUUAAAUGGAAGUCAGGCAAUAAUUGGGAUUUCUUCAUCAUUCUGUGAGCAGGCGUGAUCUGAUUUAACGCUGCAGACAGCAGGGCGGGGUGAAAGCUGGAGGCCUGCAGCUCUUUUUUUUAGCGUAAUAACACCUGUGUAUCAGAAUUGCGCCUUCUAGUGAGCCCAAUGAUGCAGAAGUUUCGGGUUAUUUUAUGUCCCAGAAGAAGAACUUUUGGUGUCAUGUGCCAGUUCCCUUUUAUACAUUUGUUACAUAUCAGCUUUACUGACAGCUAAAAAAACUGGGUUUAUAUACUCCCAGGUUGAGAGUUAAAGCUAUAAUCCACCCCAAAUCUGAAUUUUGACUAUCAAGGACUUUUAUCACAAAGAGCGGAUGCAGCUUAAAUUAAACGAUUCUGAAGGUGGAGAGUUUUUAUUGUAGAAAAUAUCCAACAUAAUCUACUUCUCCACAUUUCACCUAAAAAAAGGAGUUCUCUCUGGAUUAUGUGGACUUUUUUCACAUUAUUUUUGAUUCAACAAAAGCUGGUGACAAUAUACAUGUUCACUU
Molecule: messenger RNA, 3459 nt
Organism: Plectropomus leopardus (leopard coralgrouper)
Lineage: Eukaryota; Metazoa; Chordata; Actinopteri; Perciformes; Serranidae
Gene: slc2a8
Product: solute carrier family 2 member 8
Biological process (GO): D-glucose transmembrane transport
Cellular component (GO): membrane
Molecular function (GO): D-glucose transmembrane transporter activity
Source: RefSeq, a predicted model, not a curated record